AUGGCCCUUUUCCAGCGGAGGAGGUCGGAGCUGCAUAGAAAAUGCCUGCUGUAUCUUCAAGCAGAGGAUUACGACUCCCCCGGAAAUGGAGCCUCUUGUUGGAACGAUCAAGCGACAGCCUAUAUUAAGGGUGCCUUUUAUGGACGGGGAAUUGGUCCAAUAUUUGCUCAAAAGUUUAAAUGCUAUGGAAACGAGCAACAUAUCAAGGACUGCAAAUUUGAUGUUAAUAUACAGUGUACACAUGCUAGGGAUAUAAGCAUUGUUUGCACAGAAUGUGGCAAAAUUGAUAUAUCUAACGGAUACGCCAAGUCAAUAUCAGAGGAUGGAAAGGUACUUACUGCAGCAUGUAAAACUGGGUUAAGGUCAAACAUUGACACAAGUGUCUGUGAAGCAGGGAUAUGGUCUGUACCGUCAAUAUAUUGUACUGUAACAGCAGAUAUCACAGACAUUCGGCUUGUUAAUGGCAUUGGACUGUACGAUGGUAGAGUUGAGGUACUGAUGAAUGGAACUUGGGGAACAAUAUGCAAAACGUCAUUUUCAGUACUGGAAGCAGGGGCAAUAUGUAGAAUACUUUUUGGUGCAAGACACUGGUAUCGAACAUUUUAUACGACUUCCAACGUCUAUGGAGCAGGAACAGGUCCUAUUCAUAUAGACAAUCUUGACUGCAAAGGUACGGAGACAGAUCUAAAUACGUGCACAUAUAACCCAGAUGUGUCAUGUACAAAUCAUAGUCGGGAUGUAGCUGUUGCUUGCAAAGUGUUUCCUUUAAAUAUUACCAACACAAGACUCGUAAAUGGCACUGGAACAUACGACGGACGUAUCGAAUUACAAGUUGAUGGUCACCACUGGGGAACAAUAGAUAGAAGAUUUGUAGAUUUAUAUGAUGCCCAGACAAUCUGCAAAACACACAAUGCAAGCUUAGCCGUGUAUUUUAACACAGCAAUAUAUGGGAAAGGAACUGGGCCAAUUCUGACACGUGAAAUGAAUUGUUAUGCAGAAAAGAAUACCAUAAAUAGCUGUACAUUAUAUGCACCAUAUCGUUCUGGAAGCUCUCACCUGUACGACCUAUCCAUAGCUUGUACACCUUGUGGUUUACCAGACAUUUAUAAUGGUUAUCCAGAAGCAUUCAAUGGAACCGAAUUAACAGUGACAUGCCAUACAGGAUUCUACCCAAACCAGAUAAAAAUGAAAUGUCAGAAUAAUAAUAGUUGGUCUGAGGAGCAAAGAUGCACUCCACUUCAUGUGUUUCCACUCAAUAUAAGUGACAUCCAGUUAAAGAAUGGUUAUAGACCUUCCGAAGGACGUGUUGAAAUUUUGGUCAAUGGAACGUGGGGGACAAUUUGUGACACUAAUUUUGAUUCUGCAGAUGCAACAGUUAUUUGCAAAAUGUUUGGACUAGAAUAUAGCAGUUUUAUCAUAAAGGCCAAGCAUUACAGCGGAAAAGGCAGUGGUCCAAUAUACGUCGACAAGUUGAAUUGCACGGGAACAGAAUCUCAUAUAAACCUUUGCAGUUAUGAGAUUUCAAAUCACUGUACCCAUUAUGACGAUGUAGCUGUUGUUUGUACAGGAUAUCAGUUACCGAUAAAGGAUAUUAGACUUGCUGGUACUAAUGGACCAUAUCAUGGGCGUGUUGAACUAAAGGUCAAUGGUACAUGGGGAACAGUAUGUCAAGAUCGAUUCUACGCGUACAGUGCAAGGGCCGUAUGCAAAAUGCUGGGCUUGACAUACAGAGGUUAUUUUUACGGAGCUAGAUAUGGUCAGGGUAGUGGGCAGAUUUAUGUAGAUAGACUUGAGUGUCCAGCUUCGACUAAUACUGACUUCCCUCCAUUAAACGACUGUAAAUAUGCUGUUGAUAACUACUAUAACUGCGGCCAUAAUAAGGAUGUUUCUGUAAUGUGCUACGGACCAACCUUAAACAUUACCGCUGCACGUAUAGUCAAUGGAACUGGCCCAUAUGACGGACGCGCGGAAAUCAACGUAAACGGUAUAUGGGGAACGAUUUGUGAUCAAAACUUCAAUAUCAAAGCUGCAGAUUUAUUCUGUGAUUUGCUUGGACUAAGGGCAGCACAGUAUUUUACUGGUGCUAUAUACGGCGAAGGAAGUGGUCCAGUUUUCAUUGAUCAUCUCUUUUGUGAAGAUAAUGAUUAUUCUCUCAGCGGCUGCAAAUAUUUGUUCCUGAAUGAGUGCAGUCACGGAAGAGACAUAUCUGUUGUUUGCAAUGAGUGUGGACAACCAGAUAUCUACUUCUGGGGUGUUGAUUUCUUCACCUACCACGGAACUACUUUGUUUGCGGACUGUUCCUACUAUCGGACAUACGUUGGAAAGCUUAAACUGACGUGUGAUAACCAGACACAAACCUGGAUCAAAGAGGGAGAAUGCCAAGAAUAUAGUUUCCCAUUGGAUGUAACAGAAAUAAGGAUGGCUGAUGGUCCAAAUUCAACAACUGGAAGGGUCGAGCUGAAAUCAUUUGAUACAUGGGGAACAGUAUGCGAUGAUGGUUUUGGAAUGCAAGAGGCUAAUGCUAUUUGUAGCAUGCUAGGAUACCCUCCAGCAGUAGCGUAUUAUGCCGGUGCCCAUUAUGGACCAGGCACAGGGCCAAUAUUUGUGGACGAUCUGAGCUGUGAGAGAGACGCAUCACAUAUUAACAACUGCUCCUAUAUUACAUAUGACAACUGUAACCAUGACAAAGAUGUUUCUGUUGUUUGCACAGGCUCGUAUUAA
Molecule: messenger RNA, 2721 nt
Organism: Mercenaria mercenaria
Lineage: Eukaryota; Metazoa; Mollusca; Bivalvia; Venerida; Veneridae
Product: deleted in malignant brain tumors 1 protein-like
Exons: 18
Coding region: 1-2721 (906 amino acids)
Cellular component (GO): membrane
Source: RefSeq, a predicted model, not a curated record